Messenger RNA from Diaporthe citri, 1167 nucleotides. RefSeq lists its product as uncharacterized. The coding region runs from base 1 to 1167 and encodes 388 amino acids. Lineage: Eukaryota; Fungi; Ascomycota; Sordariomycetes; Diaporthales; Diaporthaceae. The record is from RefSeq and is a predicted model, not a curated record. The transcript has a single exon.
AUGCCUCCGCAAACCCGCGUCAGGUCCCGCUCGUCGGUCGAGCACAUCUUCGACCUGGUCGAGGGCCUCGACGAGGACCAGCUGCACAACCUGCUGGACGAGCUCAACAGCACGACCGACACCAACGUGCCCGUGUCCAAGGGCGUCGAGUACUUCGAGGAGCAGCGGCGGGCGCGGGCAGCGCAGAAGGUCCUGCGCCCGACGCCCUCCUUCCUCAACUCGCCGCACGAGCCCGUCGACUGGCCCCGCCAGAAGCCAAGGCCCGUCAGCGGCUCGCAGUGGCGCCAGAGCAUGCGCGUUGUGUCCACGCCCUACGGCCACCUUGGGAGGCACCAGACCGAGCCCAUCAGCCCUCCACUGACUGCCAGCCCGCCCUCGAGCCCGCCCCUCAGCCCGCCGAGUCACGGGAGCCCCCUCAGCCCCAGGCGCACCGUCACCACCCCGAUCCUGCCCAUGGAGAAGUCGGCUCGGCAAGGCGGAGAGAUCGAGUCGCUCCCGCUGCAGAAGAGGCCCGCCAGCCCGCCACGGCAGCACGACGACGAGGAGCACGACGGCACCGAGCGGGAGCACGAGUCGCGGCCGUCUCUGCACGAGUUCGGCGGCUUCACUUUCGGCUUCGACGGUGCGGCCCAGUCUGCCGACGCCGAGACACCACAGCAGCAGCAGCCAAACAAAGAAGUGCGGCCGGUCAGCCCGCUGUCGCCCUCGCAGCAACAAGAGCAAGACGCUCCCGCUCCUGCCCCACAACGCGCCGACUUCAGCCGGAUCAGCACCAUGCCCCUCCCAAGCCUCGCAGCGACAGACUCAGUGUUCGACCUGCCCCGGCCGCGGACGUCGACAGGCGACGCCGCCACCACCGCCAACACCUUCAAGCCGCGUGCCUUCCGCCGCAUCAGCAGGCCGCAGUUCCUCUCGCCCGCCAACAUCCCUACGCCAGAUGCCCUCGCCGAGCGCCUGUCACAGUACUUCUUCGACGGCCCAUCCUCGCCACCACCCCCAGCGGGCUUCUCCUCUCUCGCGGCGCCCCCGCCGUCGCGGCCGUCUGCUGAGAUGUCGAUGGAGCAGAUGCUCAAGGAGCCGGCGGCCCCGCCAAGCAAGCUCGUCCUCGGGCGGGUGGAGAAGGAGGUGCCGAGCGUAGGUAUCUUUGAGGUCCUGACAGAAGGCUAG